AUGACUCGUUGGUCAUCAUGGGAGUAUUUUGGUGCUAGUUUCUACUGUAUCAGAAUCAACUCGUUUCUUGUAUUGGGAAUAUCGAUACUUGUUUUGUCUGAUAUACUGCAUGGAUCGCAGUUUGAUUCAGGCAUUUUCAAUACUCAAGUUCACAUCAGAAUCGCCAAAGUUUUCCAAUCAAACGAGCAAUAUGGACCUGAUAUGCCACGGGAGAUCACUCGGAAACACGACAGCUGUUGUCUCGUUGACUGGGUUGACGGCGAGACAUUGCAAAUUGUGCUCAAUGGUGAGAAUGGACCAGGAGUGGAUAUAUACUUUAUUCUGAAACGCGCAAAAGACUCUGGCUAUAUCAUAGUUUUGGAUCAACGAAAACGACUUGGUUCUGAUAUUACAAACUCGGAUCUGACCACUUUCCGAUCAAAAUUACCGAACCCGCCAGCAUGUUUAAACAAGUUCAAGUUGGACUCUGUUUUUGGUUUGAUGAGCAUAUAUUCAGAGAUUAACAUUAACCAUGUUCCAGAUUCAACGUAUUUUGUUUCUGCAUCAGAUUCUCUGUAUUUUCAUGGUUCACUCUAUGAUCAUCCAAGGUGUUCUAUGGCCAUUGAUGUCAAUUCUGCAUUGAAAAUCUCGAUCAAACAGAUAUUCUGCGGUACCAAUCAUGAGCAAACGAAUCUGACAGGCAAGGUCAUUAAACAGCGCUACAACAAACGCAUUGCAAACUAUGAUGAACUUGAAUCAUUGGUGUCAGAAUGGGGUGGAAAGUUGGACGAGUCGGCUCAUGCAAGAAUCAAGUUUUAA
This is a messenger RNA of Batrachochytrium dendrobatidis JAM81, 798 nucleotides long. RefSeq lists its product as uncharacterized. Bases 1 to 798 code for a protein of 265 amino acids. The record is from RefSeq and is a predicted model, not a curated record. The transcript has a single exon. NCBI's taxonomy places the organism in Eukaryota, Fungi, Chytridiomycota, Chytridiomycetes, Rhizophydiales.